CACUUGCAUCCAAAGCUCUUCUGACAACCCAGGUUCUAAACGAGGGCAGGAGCGGCAUGUGCAGGCGGCUGGGCGUGCGUGUGCGGGAGGUGGUGCCGGCGGCUGGGCUGGUGUGCGGGAGCUGCGCCUGUACGGGCUAUGGCCACCUUAAAGCGGGACUCCAGGCUCACCUCCUGGCAGAGCACGCUAUGUGGAGGACUGGCCGGGGUGCUGAGCCGCACCGCCACUGCGCCCCUGGACGUGGUGAAGGUCCUCGCACAGGUGGGGACUUUCCACUCCAAGCAGGGCUUCCUGGGCACCUUCCCGGCCCUGUACAGGGCGGAGGGGCUGAAGGCUUUUUGGAAGGGUAACCUGACUGCCUGUGCGCGCCUGUUCCCUUACAGUGCUGUGCAGCUGUCCGCCUACCACAGGCUAACUGUGAUGUUCAUGGAUGACUUUGGGCAGAUAUCACAGUGGCAAGCUAUAGUUGCUGGGAGUGUGGCAGGGAUGUUGGCGGCUGUUGUAAUCUACCCGACCGAUGUCGUCAAAACUCGUCUGAUUGUCCAGAACAGCGUGGAGCCCACGUAUAGAGGGAUAAUUCACGCUCUGUGUUGUGUGUAUUAUCAGGAAGGAUUCCGCUCUUUAUACCGAGGGGUUUCGCUUUCCAUAUUAGGAGCUGUUCCGUUUUCUGCUGGUCUGUUCUUUAUGAAUAUGAGUUUGGAUAAGAUUUGGCUGGAGCCUGGGGGCCGUUUAACACCAGUCAAAAAUUUUGUAAAUGGAUGUCUCGCUGCAGGAGUGGCACAGACCAUGUCUUUUCCCUUUGAAACUGUGAAGAGAAAAAUGCAGGCACAAAGCCAGAUUCUUUCCCAUUGUGGAGGAGGUGAUGUCCACUUCAAUGGUGUGCUUGAUUGCUUUAGACAAAUUGUGAAAACAAAGGGUGUGCUUAGUCUUUGGAGUGGACUGACUGCAAACUUGCUUAAGGUUGUUCCUUAUUUCGGUUUGAUGUUCACCACAUUUGAGUACAGCAAGCGGUUCUUUCUAUAUCGAAAUGGUUACAUUGUAUCCCCGUUAAGUAACCAGCUGAAACCGGGGGUGGAUCAGAGCCUUGGACCCCGAGAACUGGAGGAGCUGCGCAAGCUUUUAAGACAUAAGAAUUUUGCAAACAGGAAUCCAUCCCUAAAAAGCUGAUUAUGGAGGAGAGGAAAAAAUAAAAUGCAAAGUAUGUUUAUUUGUGUGUUGGUAUUAAAGGUUUUACUAAUUUUAUUAUUUAAUAGCAAUCCGACUGCACAUUUCAUUAGAAUCUUUUGUGGUCAAACAUCAUGGUUAAAUGGGUUAACCUCCGUAAGGCUGGGAAUGCUCAUGCUGUUUUCUGAUCAAAAGCCAGAAGGCAUCCAGCAGAAAGUAUAAAAGCCUCCACGCGCAGAAGAAAAGGCAUCUUCUGACUCUCCCCUGGCAAAUGAUGUCGGGGGGGAGAGCGUAUUGGGCAUCUUGAAUUUCAACGCCUGAUCAUUUUGUCCUGAGGGAAGAUGAGCUACGGCCAGAGAUGUCUAGCUGCGUCUUACUCUCCUCUCCCCCAUUGAAAACGCAUUCAUGCUUGGCAGAACCGAGCAUUUGGGUGUAUGGAGGAGUUGGGAGGAAUAGUUGUCGGCAUUGGCCAACAAUCUAUUGAAGGUGUACGGGCACCUUCAGUCUUUUCUUAGUUUCCCAUUGAUGUUGAACUUUAGCUCAAAAAACUGCCACAAAGUGUUUUUAGUUCCAGUCUAAUAAAUCACUGUUGCGUAUUUGUAUUCAUAUUUGCAAUGUUGACUGCUUUGUCACCAGUACUGCAUGUUCGGUAUAUGACUGUUACAGGAUAAGAGACAUAUUAUGCAUUACAAAGUAUAAAGGGAAUCGGUCAGCUCCAUAUUUCCUAUUUAAAGUACAUAGAAGCGAUUCCCUACAGCGAUCCUACAGAUGCAGUUUUGCGCUUCAUGAGUUUCCCUCAAACUCUACUAGUGAGCGAUUUUAAGAAAUUUUAGAAGGACAAGCCUUCAUGUUCGAUAAAUCUGGUCAUCGCUCUCUUCAUGAUGUGAUGUUCCAUCAGCGACAAUAAGGGCAUCUUGUAUAAAAUAAGCGGACAUCUUGACCUAUACAUAAUGGACUGUGAUUCCGCCAUACUAAGGGUACUUUCACACUUGCGUUUUUCUUUUCCGGCAUAGAGUUCCGUCACAGGGGCUCUAUACCGGAAAAUAACUGAUUAGGCAUAUCCCCAUGCAUUCUGAAUGGAGAGUAAUC
Molecule: messenger RNA, 2253 nt
Organism: Bufo gargarizans (Asiatic toad)
Lineage: Eukaryota; Metazoa; Chordata; Amphibia; Anura; Bufonidae
Gene: SLC25A43
Product: solute carrier family 25 member 43
Exons: 5
Coding region: 139-1167 (342 amino acids)
Biological process (GO): transmembrane transport
Source: RefSeq, a predicted model, not a curated record